AUGAGGUUAGCGCAGUCAUUGGCGACAGAAAAUGAUAUGAACAAUACAUACGAGUUCGCAGUUGAAGCGAGAGCAGCCGAGCCGCUGAAGAUAGUUCCUUUUUACAUGGUCAGACAUGCUCUUUCUAGCGAAUUUGCAAGAGUUUGUCGACAGCCGAUAGAUGGCAUGUAUGUUGUACCGAGCGCAGAAGAUCAGUUCAAAACGUUGACUGUUCCAGGAUGGUUCGGCCUUCUAUUUGUUCGACGGGGCGUAUUUGGUGGUGGUAUUUUCCGAUUUAACGUGAGAAUACCGCGUGAUUUUCCUAACACAACCUCUCUACCGGUGGUGAAAUUCGAUCUAUUCAUUUUCCAUCCAAACAUUGAUCCAUUUCAUCAACGGCCCGAUCUCAGUCGCUACUUCCCUGAUGGCUGUUGGAAAAAGGACAAGCAUCAUAUUCAGAAUGUCUUGCUAGUCGUUCAACGGUUGUUUUUCUCAUUCGACUUCGAACCAGAUUCAUGUGCAAAUCCGAGCGCAGCAAUAACAUGGCGCGAAGACAAGGAAAAGUUCAGAUCAAUGGCGAAAGCCUGCGUAAAUCAAAGCCGCAUGGAGGUAUAUGACGAGCCCGAAGAUGCGAAUGAUCCAAAUUUUUUGCGGUAA
This is a messenger RNA of Ostertagia ostertagi, 636 nucleotides long. The record is from the annotation of a GenBank genome assembly. NCBI's taxonomy places the organism in Eukaryota, Metazoa, Nematoda, Chromadorea, Rhabditida, Trichostrongylidae.